CGCUGGCAGCGAGUUCCUGAUGUUGUGAGGGUUUAGCACGCGCGUCUGUUGACGGUUACAGAAGGGAAGCCCGAGAGCUGAGACGAGCAGCACCGAAACACAGCCAGUACAGACACACACAGACAGACCAUGGCUGAAUGCGCCGCCAAACCUGCAGCCUGUGCCGGCAACGGCGAAGCGGGGAAGUCCAGAAGGGUCGCCAUCAUCACCGGCAUCACCGGCCAGGAUGGCUCCUACUUGGCGGAGUUUCUGCUGGAAAAAGGCUAUGAGGUUCACGGUAUCCUUCGCAGGUCCAGUUCAUUUAACACUGGUCGAAUUGAGCACCUUUACCAUAACCCUCAGACACACACUGAAGGAAGAUCUGGGUCAACACCAGGGUACAUGAAGUUGCACUACGGAGAUCUAACCGACAGCACUUGCCUUGUAAAAAUUAUCAAUGAAGUCAAACCCACAGAAAUCUACAACCUGGGGGCUCAGAGCCACGUCAAGAUCUCCUUCGACCUGGCAGAAUACACCGCUGAUGUUGACGGCGUGGGUACUCUACGGUUGUUGGACGCAAUAAAGACUUGUGGGUUAACAGACACUGUGAAGUUUUACCAGGCCUCCACCAGCGAGCUCUAUGGCAAAGUGCAGGAGAUUCCACAGAAAGAGACCACUCCCUUCUACCCCCGCUCACCUUAUGGUGCUGCUAAACUCUAUGCAUACUGGAUAGUGGUGAACUUCAGGGAGGCGUAUAAUCUUUAUGCUGUGAAUGGGAUUCUUUUCAAUCACGAGAGCCCUCGCAGAGGGUCUAACUUUGUGACCAGGAAAAUCAGUCGCUCAGUGGCAAAGAUCCAUCUUGGCCAGUUGCAGUGCUUCAACCUGGGUAAUCUAGACUCCAUGAGAGACUGGGGACAUGCCAAAGACUAUGUGGAGGCCAUGUGGCUGAUGUUGCAGCAAAAGGAACCAGAGGAUUUCGUCAUUGCAACAGGAGAAGUGCACAGUGUGCGGGAGUUUGUAGAGAGAGCUUUCAAGCAUGUGGGCAAGACCAUUGUAUGGGAAGGGAAGGAUGAGAAAGAAGUAGGCCGGUGUCAGGAGACAGGUGAAAUCCAUGUUCGAGUGGACCCGAAGUACUACCGUCCUACUGAAGUGGACUAUCUGCAGGGUGACAGCACUAAAGCACUGAAAUUGCUUGGAUGGAAGCCACAGGUUACAUUUGAGGAGCUGGUGAAGGAGAUGGUGGAUGCUGAUAUAGAACUCAUGAAGAAUAACCCGACUGCAUGAGCCCACAUGUCAUAGCAGCACAUCAACAUGCCGAGGAACUGUGUGUGUGUGUGUGUGUGUGUGUGUGAGAGUGUGUGAGUGAGUGAGAGAGAUUCUGAUACAUGAAAGAGCACGUUUCAGUAUCUUUCUUUUCAAGCACUCCGUCCUUCUGCCUGCGGUUCCUCUCAAUACAGGAAGACUUGCUGCUUUUUACAUUCCAUUUUCUUUACACUGGCAUAUAUUUGUAAUCUUGAGUGUCUUUACCAUCAAAUCAUUUUUAACCAUUUUUAUAAGAUUUCUUUUUUACUGCCAUUGCAAUCGUGGUGAGGAGGUGUAGGUUAUAUUUAAUUAAAUCAUAGAUUUGUAGAAGAAAUAGUCGGACAAAGCUGUAGAAAACAAGUAUGAAAUUAUAUGAUUAUAUGAAAAAAUGCUUUACUGUAACCUGAAAACUGUUCCUUAACAAAAAGAUCUGUAUAGGACCAUCAUGUGAAAUCCUGUCCUUUCCAUCUGAAAUAUUUAAAUCUGUUUUUUUGUUUAUUAAAAGGAAUUUUGGAUCAUUUUCAAA
Astyanax mexicanus (Mexican tetra) is the source of this 1807-nucleotide messenger RNA. It is a transcript of the gene gmds, whose product is annotated as GDP-mannose 4,6-dehydratase. The transcript has 12 exons. Bases 130 to 1263 code for a protein of 377 amino acids. Lineage: Eukaryota; Metazoa; Chordata; Actinopteri; Characiformes; Acestrorhamphidae. Gene Ontology annotation, biological process: GDP-mannose metabolic process. Gene Ontology annotation, molecular function: GDP-mannose 4,6-dehydratase activity. The record is from RefSeq and is a predicted model, not a curated record.